Messenger RNA from Durusdinium trenchii, 856 nucleotides. Lineage: Eukaryota; Dinophyceae; Suessiales; Symbiodiniaceae. The record is from the annotation of a GenBank genome assembly.
AUGCAGUAUAGUCUGACCUCCACGUAGAAUGGUUGCGUCAUGUGGCGGCCGUCAUUCUCGAGUGAGUAUGACAACACCCCCGUUGAAAAAGCCUCCGGAUCAAUAGUCAUGGAGCCGAAAUGCGACUCAAACCUGACAAGCUUUCAAUUUCGAAGCUGCCAACUCCUGUCUCGACAGGCUUUCGGAUUCUGGAAAGUGGAGAUCCUCCUCAAUGCGUUGUCGGCCAUGAAGGCUCCUGUAGACCUUGUUUGUGUCCGAUGUCCUGCAGAUGUGCGGCAUCGCGCGGGAUACUCUCCGAAGCACAACCGGAUUUGGAUGUGUGCCAACCGGUUUUGGAAUCCUUUCGAGUUCCGAAGAGUGCUCGUCCACGAACUGACGCAUGCCUUUGACUUUGCCCGUGCCAAAGUUGACACUGGAUCUUGCGUACAUAUAGCAUGCACCGAAAUUCGAGCUUGGAACUUGAGCGGGGAGUGUGACUUAUGGCGGAACUCCUUCAAGUACUUUGGCGAGGAGAUGAUCAAUCGAAAGCAGCGAUGUGUGCGGGAUGGCGCGGUUGCAUCACUGUUGGAGAACGAGCGCUGCCAGGAUACAUAUGUGGCGCACGCAGCCCUUGAGGAGGCAUGGCCUCAGUGCUGGAGGGACUAUUGGCCCUUUACAACAAAGCCGGACUUGGACACACGUUGGCGACAGUCUCCAAUGCUUCGAUAGCAGUGAUCCGGGCACCUGUUGAAAAAGGUCGAAUACAGCUCAGCUCGGAAUUCCGGCAGUUGCAUGCUCUAGAUCAUAGAAUUGUGUGUAUAUGCACCAUUAGUUUCACGCAAAGGAAGUUGCUAACUUGCCAGUAUCGAGAGUUCCC